Messenger RNA from Paraphaeosphaeria sporulosa, 6631 nucleotides. Its product is annotated as ketoacyl-synt-domain-containing protein. Gene Ontology annotation, molecular function: 3-oxoacyl-[acyl-carrier-protein] synthase activity; fatty acid synthase activity. Gene Ontology annotation, biological process: secondary metabolite biosynthetic process; fatty acid biosynthetic process. The record is from RefSeq and is a predicted model, not a curated record. Bases 49 to 6573 code for a protein of 2174 amino acids. Lineage: Eukaryota; Fungi; Ascomycota; Dothideomycetes; Pleosporales; Didymosphaeriaceae. The transcript is spliced from 3 exons.
UCGCGAGCCUGCAUCUCUCCCUGUCUAUUCUGUCGACUUCUUUAAUAGAUGGCGUCAAAUGCACCUACCCCAAUUGCAAUAAUUGGAAACGGAUGCCGCUUAGCAGGGGCUAUCUCCAACACCUCCAAGCUAUGGGAGCUUCUACUAGACCCACCAGACCUCGUGAAGGAAGCACCUGCGGAUAGAUUUCGAUGGGAAGGAAUCCAUCAAGAAGAUGGCCGCCACAAUGGCAUCAGAACUAAACGCGCAUACUGGCUAGAGGAGAACCUUCGCCUGUUCGACCCUCAUUUUUUCAGUAUCUCCCCAUCUGAGGCAGAGACCAUGGACCCGCAGCAGCGCCUCCUUCUCGAAUGCGUAUACGAAGCAAUGGAAUCCGCUGGUCUUACUCUCGAAGGUCUCCGAGGGAGUGACACGGGUGUCUUCGUGGGACAGAUGUUCGACGACUACCACGAGCUUUCCGUAAAAGAUCCUGUGUUCGCUGGCGGCCCGAUGCUUACGACCGGCACCGUGCGAAGCAUAACCGCGAAUCGCGUUUCGCACGUCUUCGACUUCCGCGGUCCAUCCAUGUGCAUCGACACGGCAUGCUCUUCCAGUAUGGUUGCGGUCCAUCUCGCAGUCGAGUCUCUACGGCAAGAGGAGUCACGCGUCGCUUUCGCUUGCGGAGUGAACCUUAUCGUGGUGCCGACGGUCUUCCAAGCCGGGUCGAGAAUGCGGAUGCACAGCGCUGACGGCAGGUGUAAGAUGUUUGAUGAGUCGGGUGACGGCUACGGACGGGGAGAGGGGAUCGGUGUUCUGUGUCUGAAACGAUUAGACCAUGCGAUUGCCGAUGGGGAUAUUAUUGAAGCGGUGAUACGUCACACAGGAACCAAUCAUGAUGGGCGAUCGCGGACUCUCACUGCACCGAGUCCGGAUGCGCAGGCUGAGUUGAUUCGCCAGACGUAUUGGAAGGCUGGGCUUGAUCUUGCUGCGCGAUCCUCUAGGCCUCAAUAUGUUGAGGCUCACGGACCCGGCACCCGAGUAGGUGAUCCAGCUGAAGCCGAAGCGAUAGAAAAAGCUAUCUUCCUUACUGACCAGGAGCACGCCGAUGAUGACAUUCUCCAUGUUGGGUCAAUCAAGACUAUCGUGGGACAUACCGAAGGCACUGCAGGCAUAGCAGGAGUCUUACGUGCUGCGCUUGCCUUACAACAUGGAAUAAUACCGCCAAAUCUGCAUUUCACCAGCAUAAAUCCAAAGGUCGCAGCGCGGGCACCGCAUCUACGAAUUCCUACAACAGCCCAACCAUGGCCGAGUUUGCCUGAAGGAGUUCCGCGCCGGGCAUCUGUGAACAGCUUCGGUUUUGGAGGUACCAAUGUCCACGUUGUCAUGGAGAGCUUUGAUAAUUCAAUUUCACCACAACGCACAAAACUGGAUAUCAUGGCAGAUGAUGAAUCCCAUGUGUUCACGCCUUUCGUCUUCUCUGGAAACUCUGAGGAAGCUCUCAUAGCCACGCUGGAAGCACAUCUUGCCUAUCUUGGUGAAGAAGGGAAAGAGGUGUCUUUGCGAGAUCUGGCAUGGACUCUCCAGUACAAACGCUCGCUGUUCGAUUACCGUUGCUCGAUUGCUGCCAGAAGUCAUGGCGAGCUCAUCGACUGCCUUUUGGAAAAGAUCACCACAUUGAAGGCCAAACCGGGACCAGAAAAUACUUUUGUACGCGGGACCAAUCGCAAACCCCACAUUCUGGCCGUCUUCCCGGGUCAAGGAGCCCAGUAUGCUACGAUGGGAAGAGAGAUCAUUGAAUCUUCUUUAUUCGCCCGGGGAGUCAUUGAUAAGCUUGAUGAAGCUCUUGCCACACUACCUUCCGAAGACAGGCCACCGUGGAAACUAAAGGACGAGCUUUUACUCGAAGAGAAUGAGUCGAGCUUACAUGAAGCUGUCAACUCCCAAUCGUUGACAACAGCUGUUCAGAUUUUGCUAGUCAGCUUGCUAAAAGCCGCGGGAAUAGAACUUGAAGCAGUGGUGGGUCACUCAUCUGGCGAGAUCGGUGCUGCGUUCGCCGCAGGCUUCAUGAGUGCGGAAAAUGCAAUUCGAAAUGCUUAUUACCGGGGAUUGCACGCUGGCCGCGCGGGUAGCAAUGGCAAGCAAGGAGCGAUGUCUGUAGCGUCUAUUCCUCAGGACGAGGCUGAUGCUCUUUGCGAUCUGCCUGACUUCAAGGGUCGGAUCACGGUCGCGGCUGUCAACAGCUCUUCUGGAGUCACGUUAUCUGGAGAUCUUGAUGCUAUCGAAGAGAUAGAAGCCCGUUUGAGUGGUGAUGGUAUUGCUAUUAAGCGAGUUCCUGUCAAAACGGCGUACCAUUCGCACCAUAUGUUACCUUACGCUGCGCCUUACCAGGAAUCGCUCGAAAAGACCACACAUGAUAGUCCGACGACGAAGAAUGGCCGGACCGCCUGGUUCUCUUCAGUACAUCCGGGUGUGCAGAAGACUUUCGUGAGCUUACAGUACUGGUCAGAAAACAUGGUUCGGCCUGUGCUAUUCCAAGACGCUAUAUCCGCUGCAGUCAAAGAUAUAGGUGUGCCAGACUUAGUAUUGGAGGUUGGUCCACAGCCUGUGCUCAAGCAAGUUAUUCGAAAAAUCAUCGCCGAGAUCGACAACACAAGCUCCGUGCACAUUUGCCUGCUCAAACGCGGUUCGGACGCCGUGACCUCCUUCUCAGGAGCGCUGGGCCUCAUAUGGAGUAACUUUGGACGCGAAGCAGUCAACAUGGCAAGCAUAGACCGAGUGCUCUCUAGUGGUAAACCGCCAAAGCCAGUGAAGAACCUACCAACAUACCGCUGGCAAUAUGACAAAGAGUACUGGUGGCAGAGUCGGUUGAUGCGCAAGGAGCUCCAGUCUACAACUCCACCGGCUGAGUUGUUGGGAUCAGAAGUCUAUCUUAGCGCAAGCCACGAAGCGAAAUGGCGGCAAUUUCUUGACCCAAAGCAGAGUCCGUGGUUGUUGGAGCACAAGAUUGAUGGAAAAUUCGUGCUCCCUGCCUCCGCUUAUGUUACGAUGCUUGUCGUUGCGAUACAAACCAGAUAUACAGAUCGCAACAUCUUGUCGAUUGACCUCAAAGACCUCCGCCUCCAGCAACCAAUCGCCUUUGCCAGCGAGUAUACCAAGACUGAGGUGGUUUUGACGCUACACGACCUGGAUGAGACCUCACAGUGCAUCAAAGGCUCAUUUACAAUCGACUCCUGCGCGGAUCAAGCACAUGGAGACUUAAUAACAGCAUCCCGAGGCGGCAUUUGCAUUAUAUUUGGUGAAGACGAAGACCGGUCAUAUCCUGAAGUCGUUAGUCAACCACAAGAACUGGUUGAUGUGAUGCCGGACACGUUCUACCGCCAUACGACGUCACAAGGCUUGCACUACCAGGGGUCGUUCCGUAACAUCGUCUCGGCGCAACGAAAGAUGGGCUUUGCAAUCGGCCAGAUAACGCUGACGCCUAGCGAGCUUAUCCUCCACCCUGCAGUGCUGGAUGGUCUGUUUCAGGGCGCGAACAUCGCUGGCAAUUUCCCUGGAGAUUCUGCGCUGCCAGACGUUGUAGUGCCUUCACUGAUUCGAAGGAUUACUUUGUUCCCUACACGGUGCAAAGAGAUCACUGAUCGUGCCGGGACAGUAAAGUUUCAAGCCAUUUCCAAUGCAGACAAGAUUUCGAGUGGACUAUUACAUUCCGGUGACACGGGUGUAGCGGUGCAAUUCGAUGGGCUUGUGUUGUCCCCUUAUCGUUUAACAACCUCCGAUGAGGAUGUCAAGAUGUACUCGGAGGUUGUCUGGGAACCAGUAUAUCGCCCAUGGAAGGAGCAUGCUCACAAUAAUCUGCUUGAUUCCGCUGAAACACACGCAAGUAGUGACACUUCAUCGACACACAGUCUCUUCUCAGCAGGGGAUGGGAGUGUCUCGCCGGCGAGGUCAUCUUCGCCAUCCCAAAAGAGCAGAGAAACCCUUAUGAUCUUGGGCACUGCUCUCCAUAUCGCUAAGGAGCUCGAGGAACUACUAGCGACUGCUUUCCAACGCGUUGUGUGUAUCUCGUCGCUCGAGGACAUCAACAAGGAUGUAGAUGUCCCAUACGUGGUUCUAUCCAUUGUGGAGCUCGAGGAACCUAUCUUCAUGAAUAUGACGCGGAAGAAAUGGCAGGCUAUUCAACGGCUAUUCAGCGAUGCAACAGAUGUGCUAUGGGUGACAAGCGGAACCAUGUCUCCGAAGAGCAUCGAAGCAGUGUAUGCAAACAUGACUGUUGGUCUCGCUAGGUCUAUUAGGCACGAGUUGCUACACCUCAGAGUGCAGAUUCUCGACAUUGAUGAACCUAAGUCUGUUACAGCACAAUUCAUUGCUGAUGCAAUGGCUCACUGGCACGACUCUGAUGCAUCCGCGACGAUCGGUCCCCACGCUGAGCUCUCCUAUAAAGGAGGCGCUGUUUAUGCUCCGGUCGUCCAUCGUCUGGGCACUCUGAACGAUCGUUACAACUCCCAGCACCGGAAGAUCACGCGCAAGGUGGAUCCGAGGAGAGAGGUCGUUGAGCUGGUCCAGACGAAGUCGCAGUCAUACUCGUUCCAGGUUCUCCCACAGAUUGGACAUCUAACCGACCAGGGGAGCCACACGCCUGUCGAGAUUCUGCAUUGCACGCAACUCGCGUUCAAGAUCAAAGGCUUGGGAUAUCUCUACCUUGGCAUCGGUCGUGCCACUGAGGGGCAGUUCUACUUGGUGCUCCUAGAAAAGAUUUGUACCUUGGCGAGAGUUCGCAGUGACAGAACAUUUCCUUGCGGGCUGUCAUCCCCACCCGAUUCAACAUUUCUCCAAGGUAUUGUUGCGGAAUUCGUGGCUCGGACAGUUAUUCGCUUCAGCAGUGCUCACAACAGCAUGGUUUUGAUAUGCUCCGAUCCUAUCUGGGUGUUCCGCAUCAAAAGCCUGGCAAGGGAAUUCAGUAGAAGCGUUGUCUUUGUCACUGGUAUGCACAAAUCCGGCUGCGAGGGAGCGACGUACAUAUCGAAGCACUCCCUGGACGUAGCUGUCUGUGAGAUUAUCCCCACGGAAACUUCGGUCGUCGUCAAUCUUUCCAAUCGACCAGAAGACACUGAGCUAUUUUCUAGGGCCCGAGAAAUACUCAAGGAUCGUUCAAUCACGUUCAAAGACAAGAAUAUCAUCUUUCAGAAGCGCGCGCUACUGAAGCAUGGGGAAUCUAUCAAGAAAGAAGUUUUGACAUGGCUUACAGAAAUUUCCAAGGAUGCUUCCAGCUCUGGUAUUCCCGUAGAUCUUUUGUUCGAGGGAGAUUCUGCACUCCAGCCACGCGAUAUGCUGUCUAAUCUGGACCGCUCAGCGUCAGCCAUCGCAAAUUGGAGUCAAUCCACCGUUCAGGUACCAAUUCGAACGGCUACUGAGGCUGUACGGUUCAAGGCAAGCAAUACUUAUCUUAUAGUUGGAACUAGCGAGAUUGCUCGGUCGAUCUGCGAGUGGAUGGCGAGUUGCGAAGCGAAGUACUUUGUCAUGGUCAGCCGAAACACCGAUGUUGUAGCCCCAUGGGCCCAGAUCAUGCACACAAAAGGGAUCGUCGUCCGACUCCAUUCUGCGGACAUAACCAACGAAGCCUCAAUAAAUCACGUCAUAGCUUCUAUCAAGACCCCCGAUGUGGACAAUGGGUUUGCGCUUCCGCCGAUAGGGGGUCUCAUCGAUCUGGCCACUAUAUUCCGCGACGGCGCUUUUACAAACAUAUCCUACAACGCCUUUAGAGCAGUCGCAGACGUAAAGGCCAAAGGAAGCCUCCUCCUCCACAAUUGCUUUUCCAACUUGCCACUCGACUUCUUCAUCCUGACAUCCAGCCUCUCGUACAUCACAGGAAAUCCCGGGCAGGCGAACUACAACGCCGGCAAUGCCUUCAUGGCCUCGCUCGCACGGUACCGUCGAAGCAUAGGCCUCCCUGCCUCGGUCGUGCAUCUAGGUACCGUAGCUGGGAUCGGACAUAUGGCAAAGCAGGGUUCUGCCGGGCCAGGAGGACUGCUCAAUGAAGACGUGAGGGCUGGCGCGUAUCCGAUCUCGGAGAGGGACUUACAUCAGAUCUUUGCGGAAGCGGUGCUCGCGAGUCCGGCGGAUUCUAGGAUGGACGCAGAAAUCAUAACAGGCUUGAAGGAUAUUGACCGAAGCUUCGGUAAUCGACUUCACUACGUGAAAGAGCCUAUGUUUAGGAAUGUUAUUAGAGACAGCUCUCGUAAUACUGGGCUGACGUCUUCGGUUGGAUUGAGCGCGAAGCUUUCUCUGCGCCAGCAACUUGCUGCCGCUAUUGGAACCAAGACGGACGCAGUCAAGAUUGAAGAAGCUCUUUUGGACAUUGUGCGUCCAGCCUUCAUCGAGAAGUUGAAGGCCUUGCUGCAGGUGGAAUAUGUUGAUGACGCGAAGAGUGUAAUUGAUCUGGGCAUUGAUAGUCUCGCCGUUGCUGAAGUGGAAAGCUGGGUGAAGAAGGAGCUGAGGGUGAAGAUACAGCGAAGCGUCUUCUUUGGAGGCAGUGUUGGGGAUGUUGUUGGGACUGUGGUGAAGUCGUUGGACAAGGAGUGGGUUCUGGACAGAUAGGGGUAAUCCAAAGUUACGGCCGUAGAGUUGGAUAGCAGUAUACGUCAAAUUGAGCCAG